AUGUCGGACCUCCAGAAGUCAAAGCCUGCAAGGCCGACCCUUUGGGGAUUCUUCAAGGAAGUUUUCAAUUGGUAUCCAUCUUCUUAUCCUUCUGAAGAAAGAAAAUUACUCUUCAAGCUCGAUGUGUCAAUCCUGGUAUUUGCCUGCUUAUGUUUCUUCGUCAAAUACUUGGAUCAAACAAAUAUCAGUAAUGCCUACGUGAGUGGGCUCAAGGAGGACUUCGGUCUAUAUGGAAACGAACUCAAUUAUUUCAAUGUCUGUUAUUACACGGCAUAUGUUGUAUUUCAGGUUCCUGGUCUACUCCUAUUGUCACGUCCAAAGUUGGCUCGCUGGCUACUUCCCGGACUUGAAGUCCUCUGGGGUAUCUGUACAUUUGCUCAAAGUCGUGUCACCAGCGUCAAUCAACUUUACGCCCUUCGAUUUCUUGUUGGAAUGCUGGAGGCUCCUGUUUUUGCUGGGACGCAUUUUAUUCUUGGCUCCUGGUAUUCUGGUCCUGAACUUUUCAAACGUGCCGGUACCUGGUUUAUCUGUAACCCGCUGGGAAGCAUGGUAAGCGGAUAUCUGCAAUCAGCCGCAUAUACCAACCUCUCGGGAGUUGGAGGUAUGCCUGGGUGGAGGUGGCUAUUCAUUAUUGACGGCAUUUUCACAAUCCCGGUGGCUUUCAUUGGGUUUUUCAUCUUCCCGGGCAUCCCAGACUCGCCACGUCCAUUUUAUUUGACCGAAAGUGAUAUCGCUUUGGCCAAGGAGAGGGCACGCAGGGCAGAGAUACGUCGCCCUGGUAAACUAGGACUUGAUGUAUUCAAGCGGUCUCUGAAGCGGUGGCAUAUCUGGGUCUUCGUUGCAACUUAUGCGUGCAUGAUUAUCUCAUCUUAUCCGACGUCUUAUAUGAACUUGUGGCUCAAAGCUGAGGGAUACUCAGUUACCCAGGUCAACCAGCUACCGACAGUUAUUUAUGCCAUCCAAAUUGUCGCAUCUUGGUUUGGCACGACUAUUGCUGCAAUUUACCCUUCUUGGAUCAUCUAUACAAUUGCUUCUUUGGGUUGCCUUUUCUCGACAUUAUGCAUGAUUAUUUGGAAUAUUCCAAAGGGGUUGAAAUUUGCUGCGUGGUAUUUCCUCGGGCUUUCGGGCUGUCUAAGUCCUAUUCUAUAUUCCACGGUCAACACUAUUGUUAAAGAUGAUUCCGAAGAGCGAGCACUCAUCCUGGGAUCGAUGAUGACAUUUGGCUACUCAUUCCAGAUCUGGGUUCCACUGCUUGUGUUUCCAACCUCUGGUCAUGACGGGGCUCCACAAUGGAUCAAGGGAUGGCCCGUGUCAUUUGUGUUCUAUUUCUUGUUGUGGGCAGGAUUCAUCACUGCCCUAGUUGUUUAUCGACGGGACCAAAGGAAAAACGUCACUGUGAUGGCAUCCGACAGCGAGGAUAUUGAGAUAAUCGUGGACCAAGCGCCUCCGAAAUCUGCCGUGAAGGACUGA
Molecule: messenger RNA, 1470 nt
Organism: Penicillium pulvis
Lineage: Eukaryota; Fungi; Ascomycota; Eurotiomycetes; Eurotiales; Aspergillaceae
Exons: 9
Coding region: 1-1470 (489 amino acids)
Biological process (GO): transmembrane transport
Cellular component (GO): membrane
Molecular function (GO): transmembrane transporter activity
Source: RefSeq, a predicted model, not a curated record